CAUUGAUAAUUUUUCUCUCAGAAAUCACAUCAUUUUUGCAUCUCCAUAUAGACUAGAAAACAGCAAAGGCCAAAGACCCCCUGCUAACACCAAUUUCUUUUCAUUUUUUGGAUUCUUUUUAAUGCAGUUCCGAAAGCAUGAAUUUAGGUCGGUAGGGGUUGAAUGUAAACUAAAGGCACAUUUCAGAAGACUCCGUAUCAAUCGAACAGCUGAAUAUUGAGAAAACAGAUGAUCAAUACUCUCAUCUUUGCCACAGAAGACACACUAUAUAAGUAUAUAUACAUCUCGUAAAAACAUUAUAUGUAUUGCAGGAGCAUGUUGGGCAUUCGCCACAGUGGGAGCAGUUGAAAGCCAGCUGAAAAGGAAAACCGGGGAGCUACUGGAUCUAUCUGAGCAGGAGCUACUAGACUGUGACACGACACAGAAACCCGGCGGCUGCAAGGGUGGGAAUCCCUACAGGGCGUUUCUGUGGAUAAAGAGCAAGGGAGGCAUCAUGAAGGAGGCCGAGUACUCAUAUGAGGCACAACAGGGGCAGUGCAGGACCAACAAGGACGCCACCCGUAGGGGCCUGGUCUACCGGGCACAACUACUGAGGUCAGGGGAGAGGUUUCUGCAGGAGGCCGUAUAUACGAUGGGCCCGACGGUCGCCGGCAUCGACACGCACGACCGCAGCCUGCAGCACUUCAAGAGCGGCAUAUACAAAGGGCCAUGCGGCACUGCGCUGGACCACGCGGUGCUCGUGGUGGGAUACGGGGUCAGAGAUGGGGAGAAGUACUGGGUCGUCAAGAACUCGUGGGGGCAGACGUUUGGCCAGAAUGGCUUCUUCCUCAUGAGCAGGGGAGCUAAUGGAAACGCCGGGCUGUGCGGCAUCGGGAAGGCGGGCGUCUACGCCCUCGUGUAGUACAGCAUGCAGCAUCAGGCUGGCAUGCAUGAUGGGUGCAUGAGACGGUCGUCUUCUACAUCAACUCGUGGUAUGCGUUGUGAUGAUAUAAUAUACUCCUACUACGUAGAUGGCUUGUGGGUGUUGCCAAAUAAGAUGCAGUGUCCAGAUAAGAUGCACUGCUGCAUGAAGAAUGACACAACGAAGAGCUCAUCGACCUGGUGCAGCAGCCAGCGGGGUUUGUUGUGUGACGUGAUUUCGAUUCGUGUUUGUAGUAGUAACUACUAUACCCUCAUAUAUACAAUGAAUGAGUCAUGAGGCGUAGUGUGUAAUAACUAAUAAAUAAAUCAAUGUUUUAUUUCAUCGUC
Messenger RNA from Triticum dicoccoides, 1248 nucleotides. Its product is annotated as ervatamin-B-like. Gene Ontology annotation, biological process: proteolysis. Bases 494 to 901 code for a protein of 135 amino acids. Gene Ontology annotation, molecular function: cysteine-type peptidase activity. The record is from RefSeq and is a predicted model, not a curated record. The transcript has a single exon. Lineage: Eukaryota; Viridiplantae; Streptophyta; Magnoliopsida; Poales; Poaceae.